Molecule: messenger RNA, 1976 nt
Organism: Onychostoma macrolepis
Lineage: Eukaryota; Metazoa; Chordata; Actinopteri; Cypriniformes; Cyprinidae
Exons: 8
Coding region: 1-705 (234 amino acids)
Source: RefSeq, a predicted model, not a curated record
AUGUUUGGACUGACUGACUUUGCUGCCAAAAUGUCAGAGGAGGAAGGCAAGGACUCUCUGUCUGAGAUGAGUCUUUCAGAGGAACAAAGCAGCACCAUCCGCGCUCAUAAACGCUGCUUUAACAGGCAUUCUAGUGUAAGAUCAGGCUCACGUGUGUUCAGCUCUGUGUCUGUGAAGAGUGAAGGACCAAACUUCAGUGAGAAAAAACCAAGUGUAAGAUCAGGCUCACGUGUGUUCAGCUCUGUGUCUGUGAAGAGUGAAGGACCAAACUUCAGUGAGAGAAAACCAUCAUCUACCAAAAGUGACAAGGGACAGAAGACCACAGUAAAUAUCGGUGCAGAAUUUACACGGUGGCAGACUCUGAAAGCACAGAAGGGAAUGAAGAGUGAUGUGGAACUGGCAUCUUUUCUUCUCAACAGGGUUCCAUAUAACAAAUCUGGCUCAGACUUCCAGAAUUACCGCUUCCGCAAGAAUUUCAAUGAAAAUCUCCUAUGGAUCUUCAAGGAUUCAGGAGUGAAGCUGCUUUGCAUUGGACUGAAGAAUAUACAGUGUGAAUUGGAGAUACCUUGUCGCUCCGUCCCACCGGCUCAGUUGGGCUCCUUCCUCCCGCCAACUCCACCUUGGUCCUCAGUCGCUCCGGCUCCGCCGCGGAUCUCCGGAGCUCCGCCUUCGCCUCGGUCGCCAGAGCACUCGGCUCCACCUUAGCCCCCCGGAUCCUCGGCAUCCCCCUGGCUCGUCGGCUCUCCGUCUCCGCCUCGGGCUCCUCCACCACCUGCUCCGCCGCCGUUGAUCGGCCCCCUGGAGUCGGAGGCCAUUCCUCCUCCAUGGCUCCUCCCUCCGUCGGCUCCACCGUGGGCCAUCAUCGUGGCUGUGGCCUGGGUCCUGCCAGGCUCCUCCUGCUCCGGGUCCCUCCUGUCACUUCCCUGGCUCCUCCCUCCUUCGUUGCCUCCUUGGUCUCUGUCUGCCGACCUCCUCCCGGUGAUCUGAUGGAAGAGAAUGAGGAGAAUGAAGAACUGAAAGAAGUGAACAUGUCAAAACUGAAGAAAAGUCUCUCGCAGAAUGAAAGUACAUUUUUAUUGAGAAGAAGAGCAAACAAAAAAUGUACUUGCCCUCAGCAGUGUUGGGCAAUAACUAGUUACUAGUAAUUUAGUUACUGUUAUAAUAUUAUUUUUGCAGUAACUAGUAGUGUAACUAAUUACUAAUAAGAUUUCAGUAAUAAUAUUACAGUUACUUUCCAUAAAACAGCUUAGUUACUUAGUUACUUUUGAUGCCUCAACCCGCUGAUUUAAAAUCUAACAAUCAAAUAAUUCCUAGAUUUACUUUCAUAAUUUUCAUGACUUGCACAUGCAUGUGAUGUCCCCAGUGCAGCAGGCAAGCUUGGAAUAUGGAAACUUCAUACUUUACAUGCAUUACAUCCCUCUGAUCAGCAUGUGGUACAUUAUAUUAAUAUAUUAAAAUAUUUUUGGAAAAUUAAACAGUUUCUCACAAACUCAUGUGAUUUGAUAAAAUACAUAAAGAAAUUGAAUCGCAUAUGGCUACACAUAACAAUUAAUGAGAUGAAUACAACACUUCUACUUGAAUGCCAUUAUCAAUCACUAUUGAGUGUUUCUAAUAACAUUUGUUCUUUGUGUGGGAAGAAUUUUUUAUGGCUGGAUGUUUUAAAAUUACACCAGAAAAGACACAGUGGUGUGAAGAAUCAUGUUUGCUUUGAGUGUGAGAAGAUCUUUAUUACAGAUGCUGAACUGAAACAGCACCAGAGAAUUCACACUGGAGAUUCUUAGACUGGUGAACAAACUGUGUUAGUGUAAACUGUGAUGAGAUUAAAUGAGUCGAGUUAAAUUUUUUCCAACUGAAUCUGCUUGUACUAACAGUAAUUUCAUGAUUUUUGUUAUAUCUGAGCAAUGAUUAUAUCUUUAUCAUAAUUGCUUUUUGGAUCUUUCAUGUUUUAAACCUUUUAAUCCCUAAUAAAUUCUGUU